Molecule: messenger RNA, 1169 nt
Organism: Linum trigynum
Lineage: Eukaryota; Viridiplantae; Streptophyta; Magnoliopsida; Malpighiales; Linaceae
Source: the annotation of a GenBank genome assembly
ACUUUUUAAUUUUUCGCAAAACAGUCAAUUUAAUUUUAUUAAUUAAUUUGUAACCGGCCUGAUCUAGUUGAAACCCGCGGUCGGGCGGCGUUCACACUAGGCACACAAAGACAAGUAUGUACGCUGCUCAACCGUGGGAUUUUCCCUGGUCGCUUUUCUCAGAAAUCAUAUGCAGAGCUGUAGAGUGGGUUAACAAGGAGAUGAAGCUACAUCGUAUUCCUCUUUCAGUGGCCAGAUUCUCUUUUAGCGACUGAUUCCUCUUUCAAGGGCGAUGGCGGCGAUGGUUGAGGCAUGGAAUUGAAGGUGGGUGUUUUUUAACGGCGAAUUCUGGCGAUGGCUGCGAAAGGGCUGCAGAUUCUUAAUUGGGAGUGGGGAAGGGUCGGUGGGGAAGAAGCGGUGAGGUUGUGUGCGAUGGAGAAUGCGGGAGAGGAAGGAAUGAAGCAGUGAAGGCUAGGGAAAGGAGGGGGCGACGGGCGACAGAUUCUUGCGGCGGAUUCUCAAGAUAAAGGUGGUGCGGCGGAAUGUGAUUCUUGUUUCGGACGAUGGGGGUGGGGGAAUGGAGCUGGUGAAGGUGGGGCGAUUUGCAGGGAUGCCGGCGAGGAGGAAGCUCCCAUCGAUUUGCGGAGACGUUGCCGGAAGAGUUGGGUGAAGGAGGCAGAUUCUCGCUAAGGAAGGUCCGUAAAGGUGGGUGCAAUGGAGGAGAAAGAAGAUGGAUUUUGUUAGUAGAAGGGAAGGGAAGGAAGAUGAAGGUAGGCUUUAGUUUUGGAGGGCAUGUUUGUACUUUCGCCCCCAAUUAGGGUUAGGAUGAGAAUGAAGAAUGGGCGGCGAAUAGCAAACUUAAAUGGGAUAGAGGUUGUUAUUGAUGAUGGAAAGACUUCUGAUCCCAAAUUCUAUUUCUAUCACCGGCCGUUUCCAACUUUACAUCUUUACCACCAGGGAACUUCCACCGCCGCCAAAACCUCCUUCUCGCGGCGGAGCGUGGCUGUGAAGGCGGAGCUGAACCCAUCUCUGGUGAUAAGCUUGAGCACGGGGCAAUCUCUGUUUCUGGGAAGGUUUGUGUUCUUCAACUUCCAGAGGGACAACGUGGCCAAACAGGGUUUGACGGAAUAGAACGGGAAGACCCACUUCGAGGUCGGGGAUGUUAGGGCCAAUGAAUACGUUAGCCUUCU